GCCGCAGACGCCAUUUUGCAGCUAUAUGGCGUAGAUUGUUGUGUCUGUACACAGUUGGCUCUGUUUACAUUCGGAUAUUUUUAAAAACUCCCUUAACUUCAUAUAGAUCUAAGGAUGCUGUUAAAAAUAUAAUGUUGUAAUUCAGAAAUCUGAAAUGAUUUAAUGCUUACCAUACAUUUUUGGGUAAGACAUGAAUCAAGAUGGUGGGACAGAGCAAUCCUCAGAUUAUGAAACCAGUGAUGCUGCUGCUAGUUCGCUCAAUAAUAGUCUUAGUGAAGAAGAGUUUUCCAUUGAAAGUUCUAAUAUAGAUAGUGGUGGAUUAAAGUUAACAAUUUCAUUUAGAAAAAAAAGUAGUGAAGAUGAUACAGAUUAUUCAGCUGGAGCCAACUUGAACAGAUCAAAACAACAAAGUGCUUCAUUGGACCCAGAAGAAAACCAUUUCAGUAUGGAAAAGCAGGUCCGUGAGUUGGACUCAAAUAAUGCUUACAUUCAAAAGAAACUAAUAGAAAAAGACAUUCCUAAGACAUUGGUGUCUUUUAAUGACCAUACUUCAACUAUAAAAAAUGAUUUUUCAUAUAUACAAACAUCUACUACAAUACCAACAGCUACAAAAUUGACACAUCGACCUUCUGCCUCAAAUGAGAGGCAAGAUUCUGUUCUAUUUAUUAGCACAUCAGAUGAAAGUACUUCAGAUGUUAAAGUCGGAUUAUCAUCAGUUGAUGUGUCUAAAACUUGUGAAUCUCUAAAGUCAUGUAAACAUUUUAAACAAGAUAGUGUGACUUGUAGCUCAUCUUUACAUGACGCUCAUGACCCACUCUUGAGACUGGAUACUUUGCCAAAUGUAUCUCCUGACAGUGGGAUCAUUUCCUUGGAUGAAUCUCCUUUUGGCAAUGAGUCACCAAAUUCAGUGGUCAGUGGAGAAUUAAGUGCUGACCUGCAGCAUUGUAAUCAAGUUUCAUCUGCUGUGUCUAUACAGUGUGGUGUUAAGAGAUCAGAACCCUCAACACCUUGUCAGGUGUAUUCAGAUGACCAUCUCAAAACUAAUGUUAAUCUUGUAAACAGUCAAGAUUGUAGAGAACAUGCUGUUGAAAUUUCAAACACUAACAGUUGUGAGGCUGUGGUUAAUUCACCUUUGGAACAAAAGAUGAAUGCUUCAUCCAAGCAGUGUACCAAUAGUGAUUCUAUACAGGUUUUGAAAUCUAACUUAUCUGCUAGUACAAAUGGAAAUGGUGUUAUUUUAUCUUCCCCCCAUAAAAUUAGCCAAACUAUGGGGCGCAAAAAAAGAGGGCGACCUCCAAAACAGAAAAAGACUCUGUUGUUGAAGCACAAAAAAAGCACAAUUUACAGUGGUUUGUAUGGUGAUACCCCUGUACAAAAUAAUGUUGGUAAUUCUUUAGAUAAAGUAAAGACAAAAGAUGGCAGCAUAAGACACAAUUCUGAACCAGGAGCCAAAGAAAAAUGUGGGUUAGUUGUUGGAAGCAAAAGCAGCUCUGCAAGUUUAAAGAAGAAAUUUGUUAACUGUGAUAUUCCUUGUGUAACAAAACGAAGUCCAGGAAGACCUAAAGGGUCUAUAUCUAAAAACAAAAAUUCCUUGAUUGUGUUUUGUCGGACUUUUAGAAAUGUUUCACAUGGGGCGAAGUCUGUUAAAUCAAAUGAACCUUCAAGUGGCAUCGCUAGUGUUAGGUUACAUUCAGCAAGUACUAGGCAUAAAAGACCUAGAGGUAGACCUCGUAAAAAUGAUGAAGAUUACCAUAGUAAACCGAUAUUAAACAGUGAUGCUGGUGAUAAUACAGAUUUACAUUUGUCUGUAAGUAAAUCUAAUUUAACUAACGUUAAGAAAAAGCAUUUUCGGAAAAGAGUCUUUACACAAAGGAAAAGAAAACCACAAAGCAUCAAAUCCAAUAACAAUAUAGCCAAUCAAACCAUGGAAAAAGCAAUAAAAAACAUUGACACCACCAAUGAUAGGGGUAAAAGUGUUUCUGUGUCUCACAAGCCAGUUAAAUCAUUUUCCAAUUCAUGUGCAGGGAAAAACAAAGCAGAGCUUGGAGCAUCUAAAUCAAAAGCGCUGGUUAGUCCUGAGCAACCAGAAUUCCAGGACAAUGAUCUUCAUGCACUUCUCAGAAGUGUUAAGUCAUCUAUCUUUAGCCAGUUCACUAAUGAAGAACCAAAUAAUGAUAUUAUUGAAAACAUUUCUUUUGACAAUCCUUUUAGAGUUCUUGAGCCGCCACCUUUUCCUAAAAUGACCCAGGUUGAACCUCCAAAAAUAGUUAAACCUAAAGCAAAGAAACCUAAGCUGCAUGUGAUGAUGAGGAGAACCAAAAGAAAAAAGCGGAAAAAGAUUACAGCACCUAAACCAGUCAAACCUGAGGCUCCACCCCCACCACCUGAAAAGUUAAAUGUGUUUAGCACUGUGUCACCUCUAAAAAAAGUAGGGAAAUUUACAGUUAUUCCACAGAAAAAGCCAGGAACCUUUGGUUCACCAACUUCAGAAAAAAAACUUUCAUUUUUUACAUCUUGUGUUCAACCCUCAAAAAUUUUAGCAACAAGUCGCUUGAAUGUAUUUCGCUCCGGAACUGGGGUUGAAGAAGCUCAUCGAUCUGGUACUCCAACAGAUACUGAUCAGCCUGAUUUUUUUGACAGACGAAACAAAAAACGUCACCGUCUUCUGUAUCGAAAGUCAAAGCACAAAAAUAUUAUUGACCCAGUAUUUGCAGCGAAGCUUGAUAUGCUUGUUUCUGGAUUGAAUGGUAUGGCCAUAUCUGAAAAUCCUGCUGAUACUUACAUUAGAGUUCGGCCUGGAGAAAUGCCAUUGCCAUCCAUUUUUAGAGUAAUCAAAAUAGAUUUAAACAAAAAAGCAAAGGAUAGAGUUCUUGCAUCUGAAGCAAUAAAUUUAGACAGGUCUAAACCAAGAAAAGAGACACCAUCUCCUUAUGAAGCUACAGCUACUGCCUUUAAGCCAAUUCCCAAAAGUGGUAGAAAAAAAAGCUCUACUGACAUAAUUGUGGAACAAAGGGAUCACUCUUCUAUAAGUGAUUCAAGUGAUCAGUGGCUUCCACCUAAAAAGCGUCAUAGACUGGUUAACCUGGAAACAUCACCAUUUAAUUCACCUACUAACUCACUUAAUGACUUUGGAUCAAUACGUAAAGAAUCUAAAGCUUUUAACCUUAAGAAAAAAGGAAGAAGACCAAGAAAGACUUCAGGCCAGGAAGAAUACAAAAAUGGUGAGAAAAUGGCACAAUGUCGAUUGAAUAAACAACUGGCAUCAUUAGAGCUGACAAUUGACACAAGUAGCUACACAACAGGGGGCUCAAGUGUAUGUGUCUCAUCACUGUCACCCUGCCCCAGCAGGCUGUCUACACGCAGCUCGACUCUACCAUCUCUGUCAUCCCCCUCUCCUACAGGCUCUGUAGGAUUUAGAAGCAGACAUUAUUCAAAAAGUAGCUACACUCUAGCCUGUCCUCUGCACUCACUCACAUCCAGUGGAAGCGACAAAUCAACCUGUGCUGAGUGUCAGCUGUUGGAGCAAUCAGUGUCUCCUGUUGCUAUGCGCACCUGUCGAACAACACUACGAUCACUGUCGUCUCAAGCCAUUGAGUCAAAUUUUUCAUGCGAGCGACCUGCCAACAGCUCGGAGUCUAGUCCAGUUUUAAAGGAAACAUUACGCCAUGAUAUGCCAGUCAUUAGAAAUGCUAGAAAACGACGGAAAUCAUCUAAUCUAUCAGCUGAGGACUCUGACUCAUCACCGCCUCGACUAGAGAAAAAUUCAUCACUAUCACCUUUAUCCUAUCGAGACAACAAUUUCUUCUCGGAGCCUCCAGAAAUAACAAACUCUCCUUUUAGAAACCAUGGCUCACCAAGAAGACAGGCUUCAAAUAGGCACACUGCUGUACAACUAAAUGAAAACUCAUGUGUUGUUCCCAAGAAAAAAAUGGCUUCAGUGAUGCCUACACAGAGAGUCUUGAGACACACAUCUCCCAAUAAAACACCCAUGUAUUCUACUGCAAAGAAAGUGUGCAAUAAGCCAGCCCCAGCCCCCAGUAGCAGCUGGGGUGAGAUUCCGACAUCGGAGUAUGAGCCUCUGCCAUUGGAACAUUGUACCAAGCGUAAACUUGUUGAGGAAAUCAAAUCUGUUCUUGCAUGUGAUAGUGAUGAAGAGUCUUUGUGUAGUGAUGAUGAUACAAAUGAUCCGUCCUUUAAAAACAUUGCUGUAUCUGGACAGUUGCCUCGUAAACGAUAUCAGAGAGUUGGAUUGUUUUCUGAUUUCUAUAAAGAUGACGAGCCCAGAAAGCGUUGUGAGAAUAUGGUAAAAUGUCGUGACAAGCUUUUGUAUGUGAAAGAAGAACAUGAAUUUGGCUUGAUUCCUCAACCCCUACAUAUUGGACAGUACUAUGUGAGACUCGUAAAGGACUUCCAGUUACCUUAUGACAUUUGGUGGCAGCAUCUUCAUAAUCAGCUACCAAAGAAACAAGAACCAAAAAUUAAAUUUAGAACCAUCAGAACAAAUGUUUAUACAGAUUGUAAAGUGAACAAUCGCAAACUUGAAACACCGCUUUGUAAUUGCACUGGCUCAGCUGUUGGGGGAAAAGGCUGUCAAGAAGAUUGUUUAAACAGAAUGAUCUAUACUGAGUGCACCUCACUCUGUGCUUUAGGAGAAAACUGUGACAAUCAGAAAAUACAAAAACACGAGUGGGUGCCAGGUUUAGAAAAAUUUUUGACCAAAGACAGAGGAUUUGGUGUGAGAACAAGAACCUUUGUCAAAAGUGGCCAGUUUAUACUGGAGUAUCUUGGUGAAGUAGUAAGUGAGACUGAGUUUCGUCGUCGAAUGAUGGAGGAAUAUUCUGAAGAGUGCCAUCAUUAUGCUUUACACCUAGACUCGGGAAGUGUCAUUGACGGCUACAGGAUGGGUAACAUUGGUCGAUACGUCAACCAUUCAUGCAAACCAAAUUGUGAAAUGCAGAAAUGGAACGUGAAUGGCUUGUACAGAAUGGUGUUAUUUGCACUUCGGGACAUUGAGCCAGGAGAAGAAUUAAGUUAUGAUUAUAACUUUGAUCCUUUCAAUCAAGAAACUCAGCAAGAAUGUCGAUGUGGUAGUGCAGAUUGCCGAGGUGUGAUAGGAGGAAAAACACAACGUAGCAAUAGCAACGCUGCUAAACCUGAGAAGAUGGAUGAUGGAAAAGAUAAACGCAAGUCUAAAUUGAUGAACAAAAAAUUAAAAGACAAGUCCUCAGAGAAUGUUCAGGUUCAACCCUUGGCCAAACCAAUGACUUUUAAAGAGAGAUGUUACGCCAGGAAACACCGUACAUUUUUAGUAAGAAAUGUGGACAAAGUGCGCAACCAGCGCAAUCCUGGUCAAGAAUAUGCAGGUCUAACUAAGGAAGAAAUAAAUGUUUUGGAUUGUAACAAGCUAAAUCCCAUAAAUUCUGAUGUUAUGCUAACCCACUUGAAUGAAAGAUCAGUGAAAACAAGGUUGGCAGCUUAUGCAAAAGAUAACCCAGAAAUGGCCAGAAGGCAUCAGCUUGCCCAGAUAUUUGAUAAAAUGCUCACAGAAUUAUUGUCAUUAAAAGAUGAAGAUGGCAACAAUAUUGUAUCCCCACUCAUGUCUUUGCCAUCACGUAAAAAACAACCUCAGUAUUAUCAGGUGGUGAGAGAACCAAUCGACCUAUCAAUGAUUAAACAAAGAGUUAAAACUGGCUACUAUGAUCAUCUCAGCUCCUUCAAUGCUGAUAUUAUGCUGCUUUUCAGUAAUGUUGAGCUGUAUUGUGGACCCAAGUCUGACAUGGGGCAGGUUAUUCUAAAGUUGAGACGUGUACUAAACUGUGUGAAGACAGAUGUAGCCAGUCAGAUUGAUGAGUUGUUGGGCUCCAAGACGACCAAAAACUACAUGGAUGCUGAGUUGGAAAAACAAGAACAGGUGUCAUGUAAAGGUUAUGAGCUGCCUGAAGAGGAUAUUAUACGAUGUAUCUGUGGGGUAACAAGGGAUGAAGGACUAAUGUUACAAUGUGAAAAGUGCAUGAGAUGGCAACAUUGCGAUUGUGUUAGAGCUAGUGGAAAAGAAGAGCAUUACCUCUGUGAUAGAUGUGAACCAAGAUAUUAUGACCCAGAGAUCUUACUGAUUCCUCCCCCACCUGAUGCCAUGCCAGACUGCACCCACUACAUGACAGUAGUGAAAGAUGAUGUGCAGUAUGCUGUGGGGGACUGUGUCUAUGUCAUGAGAGACUGUAAACGCACCUCAAGUGGAACUCCACUGCGCUCCUCCCAUCGUCUCAUGGCUUCAGUUAACCCAGACAAGUUGGAUGUGUUUAGGCUGGAACAACUCUGGAAGGACCCUAAAGGUGAAAGAUUUGCCAGUGGGACACCGUAUCUUAGACCCCAAGAAACCUUCCACGAACCAACACGCAAGUUCUACCACAAUGAACUGUUCCGCACGCCUAAUUUUGAGAUAAUCCCAAUGGAGUUAGUAAUGGGUAAAUGCAUAGUUAUGGAUCCCAACACCUACUGCAAGGGGCGGCCCAAAGGAUUUAAAGAACAAGAUAUCUAUAUAUGUGAAUACAGAGUUGAUAAGACAGCCCAUCUGUUUCACAAAAUACAAAAAAUUUGGUACCCAAUCAAUACUGGCAGAUUUUGUUUUGACUGGUUUAACACAAAGUUAAAUAUUCGUAGGACAUUUUUGCCUCAUGAGGUACCAGAAGAAUACAAGCGCAAGGCUGAGAGAAAUCUGGCAGCUACACCAACUCUCAAAAUGGGGGUUAAACAAGAGGAGAAAUACGACAUCAAGAAGGUUUCUAAAAGUCAUACAGUAUCUCAUGGAAAGGUGAAGAUUGAUGAAAGUAUCAAAAAUGAUUUAAAGCUGAAAGCUCAAGUGAAAGUUAAUGUUAAAAAAGGUGCUUUGCACAAAACAGAUGUAUUUCAGUCCAAAGAGGAUCUAGCAGCUCUCCUCAAAUUGAAAGAAGCCAAGAAGAAAGAAAAGAAAAUGAGACUUGAUAAAAUUUUAACCAAGCUUUUGAAUAAUAUACCUGGCAAACAGAAGGUAGACCUGACAUAUCUUUUGGAAGAGGGGAAAAGAGUGCGUAAGAAAGUGACCAAGUGAAUGCACUAUUUUUAUUGUCUUUAAUUAAUAUAAUACACUUAAGCAAUUAAAACCACAGCUGAUCAUAUCUUCUAUGUUUGGCUGAUUAAUUAUUAAAUUGUUGGUGUAAUUACAUAACCACAAGAGUAAUUAAUUAAUUGUGGAAAUAUUUAUUUAUCAUCAUGAUUUUUAAAGGUUAUAUUGUGUGGCAUUUAAAUAUUUACAGUGGUCUCCAACGAGUAUUUUGAAUUGAUUUUAUAUUCCUAGCGGCAAAUUUAUUUUGAAAUUAUUUACAUUACCGUAAUACAGAUAAUAAUUUUACACUAGCAUUUAUUGAGUAUUUCUCAUAUCUCCAUUUUUAAUGUAUUUCUUGAAUUGCAAAAGUAUUACAUUUAUGCGAACCAUUUUUAACAAUGCUCUUAAUUACAAAUAAAACCCAUUUAAAAAUUAAAAUCUUAGAAUCUUUUACAAGUAGAACAUAGUUUUAAAAAAAAUUACAUAGUUUUUUUGUUUAAAUAAUUAUUUAGCAAAAGUUUUUUAUUUUUUCCUGAUUUACUGUUACUAGAUCCACCCUCCCAAGCCAUGCAGAUCCAUCCUCUCAAUACAUGUAGAUCCCACUCAACAAAAGUAAAGUAAAACCAACUUAGUUGUAGGUAGAUAAUCUUUUAGCUGACUUUGUUGUUUGCUUGGUGUACCUCACCAAGUCCAAUGUUGGAGACCACUAACAGAUUCUAUACUGAAAAAAAAACAAUUGUACUAACACUAGGCAGCAGUUUACAAUCUUUUCUAGAUGCUAACUACAGUUUAUUAUUUUUAUAUUUGGUUGUAGACAUUGCUUUGUUUCAAUAUCAAAUGACUCAAAUCAAAUGUAGUAUUUGGGCAUUCUUACAUUAACCCAUUCAGGAUCAUGAUUUAUUAGAUCAUCAUUACUAAGUGGAAAAUUAUUAAUGUUGAAAAGUAUUUCAUUGUGAAUGAAUGAAUAUACUAUUUACUUAUGAAUAUACCAUUUACUUAAUAUCAACUCAAAUACAUAACAACUGAACUGAAUGGGUUUAUGUAUUUGAGCCAUACAUUACAAAUCUCCAAACUGCUGUGCACCCAUAAAUUGUCAACGGUUCUUUCACAAAAUUGUUUUUUCAUUUUCUUUAUUUGUCAUCCAUGUAAACUGAAUGAGAAUACUAUUGCUAACACAAGAUAUAUUCUUGUUCCUCUAUUUGCUCUUUAUCCUAGAACUAUCUCCAGCACUACUUGAAUAUGUAAUUAUCUGUUGGAUAGACACCAUAAGAUUUGGUCUGAAUUUUUUUUUGAUUUGUUAUUGUAACCCAGGUGCUCAAUAAUUUUGUUUCUAAAAAAAAACUGUUCAAACAAGACUGCCUUGUGUUUGCUGCCAUAACCUUCCCUCUCAUUGUUACCUGACAUAAUGUGUGCUAAAUUGUUGGACCUUAAUAGCUAGGACCAUCUUGUGUAGAAAACCUUAUAGCUUCUUACCACCAGAGCAUUGUGUAGAUGUACAGUAUUACACUAUUGUUAAGUACAUUCUCCUUGAUUAUGUUUAUGUUUUUAAAAUCACUUGUUUCAUUGGCUUAUUUUCUUUAUAUAAGCACAAUCUCUUGAUUUUGUUUUAGCUUGUUUUUGUUUAUUCCUGUGAUCACAAAUAGCCUUAGAUCUACAAUAAGAAGGAAAAAAAACGGUUUUGAAAACUACAAUGUGAACCAAAGUUUGUGUUAUUAUAAAUUGUACAGUUUUUUAGUUGAUCACGAGGGACAGGAAGUGACCCUACAAGCAGGUUGUCAUAUCUAGACUGUAUUAUUUCAUAUUGAGUGUAUUCAAGCAAUGUGCAUCUAGACUAGCCAAAGAUAGACAUCAGCAUGUACUCUUCUAUAAAUAUUGUUGACAUUGUAAAUUUGUACAGUAGAAUGACAUGUUAAUUUAUAAACGACUCAAAUGACAAUCACAGAUGUCCUCAGUUAAACAAGAACAAAGAAAAAAUAAACAAUGUCACCUCUUAAAAGUGAAAAUCAUUUUUUAAAAUAAAAUGAAAAUUGUAUAUUGCUUAAGAAUGCAAUUUUUAAUUUUAGUUAGUCCCAAAGCAUUGUGUGAUGUUUGAUUCUUAAGAAGGUUGUAAUAGUUUUUUGUGCUGAAUAGCCAUUUUAACUUAUUGUAUCUAUUUAUUGUUUUGAUGGUUGUGACCUUUAAAAAAAAGCAAGUCAUCUCUCCAGCAUGCACUUUGAUAUUUAUAUUGCUAUAUUAUGAACUACUGCAUAAUUUCUGCUAGCUUGGAAUAAAAUAACUAAAGAGGCGGAGAUAGGAUUCUAUUGAAUCAUAGUACUAUUUUUUAUAGAGGUUUGCUAUUUGGUUGCAAACAUUUUUACAAUUGUGCUACAUCUCAUACAGCUAUAUAUAGUGCAGCAUCACAUACAGCUGUAUAUAGUGCUGCAUCUUAUACAGGUGUAUAUAGUGCAGCAUAUCAUACAGCUGUAUAUAGUGCUGCAUCUCAUACAGCUGUAUAUAGUGCAGCAUCACAUACAGCUGUAUAUAGUGCAGCAUCACAUACAGCUGUAUAUAGUGCUGCAUCACAUACAGCUGUAUAUAGUGCUGCAUCACAUACAGCUGUAUAUAGUGCUGCAUCACAUACAGCUGUAUAUAGUGCUGCAUCUCAUACAGCUGUAUAUAGUGCUGCAUCUCAUACAGCUGUAUAUAGUGCAGCAUCACAUACAGCUGUAUAUAGUGCUGCAUCACAUACAGCUGUAUAUAGUGCUGCAUCUCAUACAACCGUAUAUAGUGCUGCAUUGGAAAUGUAAUUUUAGGUUGAAAACAUUUUUAAAUAUUUAUUUAUAUAGAUAGUUCUUUGCUUGUAAAAAUAUGUUUUUUCUUAUACAUAUGUGUAUAUAAUUAUUGGUAUGUGUUAAUUUUAAAUAGCAGUGAAUUUUUAGCAUUACCAUUUUUGAAACAAAGUAUUUAAUAAUAAAAUAUAAUAAUAUAGCUUUGAUUUAUUCUGGGUUUUACAUGUUAUGAAAGAAUACAUUUUAAUCUCAUUUAAAUUGCUAUUUUACUUAUCAAAUAUCCAGUGAAGAUGGCUUUUUAAAUUUUUAUCAUGUACAAGUUUCUUGUAUAUUUUUCAUUUCAUUACACUGUAUGAAAAUAAUUUACCAUCACUUGAUAUCGUCAGUGCUCCAUAUAAUUUGAAAGCAACAUUUGAAACUGUAAAUGAAGGAAGAAUCAUAAAGGACAUCCUUUACAUUUGUAAGCUACUAUAAUCAUAUUUUGGGUAAACACUGUGUUUGUACAUUAUUGACUGUAUCUUCCCUUUGUAUUAAACUCCACUUUGAACUCUGUAUUUCUUCCUUCAAUCCUGUGACGUGAAUGUUAUACAUUACUAUGCAAGAAUUCAUUUUGAUAAUGAACAAUUAAUUUGUUGAACACCUUUUCUUCCUUUUCUUAAUUGUAGAUUUUUAUACUUGAUGGUGACCUACUGUGUAAGCUUUAUAUAGUGACUCUGUUACUAGUAUACAAUUUGAUUUGUUUCACAUAAUGAAUACUACAUCAUCAUUUACCAGCUUCCUCAAACAAGCUUAUGGUGACUUAAUCUGUAAGCUUUAUAUAGUAUAGUGACUCAUUACCUACAUGAUUUAUGCUUCUCAUAACAAAUGGCAUGAUCAUUUGCCAACCACUUCAAACAACACAUGUGUAUAUAUAUAGAUGAAAACUUAAUGGUUAUCAAUUUGAUUGGUAUAUUAUGUUCAAAUUGUAAUUAUCUCUGGAGAGUGACUCCAGUGUGUGUCAUAGAUCAAAAGCAUUAUAUGUUGAGUGGGCAGACCUGUGUUUAUUGUAAUGUUCCCAUUGCCUGCCAUUUGUUAUCUCAUGUAGACUUGAAAUAGAAAUGUCAUUGUCACUACCAAGCUUGUCACAAGAACACACAGGGUUUCAACUCAUUUUUGUUGAUGUUCUUUCUUCAGUUUUUUAAAAAUAUUAUUUUGCACAUAUUUCUACACAUAUUAUCUAUAGUAAUGUGUUCAUUUCUUAUUUUUAUUGUACAUUUUUCGGUGCUUUUUUCUCUCUCCAUGAAAUCUUAUUUAAUCUUUUUUUCAAGCUAAAUUAAACUUUCCAUGAUAAAGUUAAAUUUUCCUCAAACUGAAAGAACAAAAAAAUGAAAAAAAAAAUUAACUGCAACAUAUAUAAUUGUACAUUGUAAAUUUCCCAAAGGCUGUUGUUCUAUACUUGAGAUAGGCUGCUAAAAGACAUAAUGUAGUGUUUCUGUUUUCUCCUUCCCAGUAGCAUGCACCACUUUGCUCAUGUUGAUUCACCACCCAUGACUGUCAUACUAAAUCAUUUGUGAUCAUUUUCUUUUAUUAUGUACAUGAUACUCCGAUAUUUUUCCUCUCUCUCUCUCAAUGUUCUCCUAUUUUUGUAUUUGAACAUUGUCAUGGUGCAGUGGAACAUUGAAUACAAGUAUAUCUAGCCACUCUUUUAGUAUUGCUGUGUUUUUUUGGUUCAAGUCUUGUCUGUUGUUCUUGUUGAACAAUUAAAGUAUACCUAGACUGGUGAAACUGGU
This is a messenger RNA of Physella acuta, 11618 nucleotides long. RefSeq lists its product as uncharacterized. Gene Ontology annotation, cellular component: nucleus; nucleoplasm. Gene Ontology annotation, molecular function: protein binding; histone H3K4 methyltransferase activity; chromatin binding. The record is from RefSeq and is a predicted model, not a curated record. Gene Ontology annotation, biological process: regulation of DNA-templated transcription. Lineage: Eukaryota; Metazoa; Mollusca; Gastropoda; Physidae.